Molecule: messenger RNA, 2594 nt
Organism: Salvelinus fontinalis (brook trout)
Lineage: Eukaryota; Metazoa; Chordata; Actinopteri; Salmoniformes; Salmonidae
Product: receptor-type tyrosine-protein phosphatase beta-like
Exons: 9
Biological process (GO): angiogenesis
Molecular function (GO): cadherin binding
Source: RefSeq, a predicted model, not a curated record
AACCCUCCAGUGUCCAGAACCCCAACGCCAUCCACUCUGCGAGGGACGACUUCCUGAAAGUCUACUGGCGUCAUGCGUCUGGAGACUUGGACCGUUACGAGGUGGUCAUUAAGUACAACAAGACGGUGGUCCAGAACCAGACGGUGGCGCGGUCGCAGAACGACUGUGUGUUCAGCUCCCUGGUCCCUGGGAGGCUUUAUACGGUCACUGUCAGCACCUGGAGCGGAGAGUACCAGUCCACUGUUUCUACUGACGGAAGAACAUUCCCCUCUGCGGUGCGGAGCCUGGCCCUGGGUGACAGUGGUACAGGUGAUCUAGUGGUCACAUGGUCUCCAGCGCUGGGGGACGUUGAUCACUACGAGGUCCAGAUUCUCUUCAACGACACGCGGGUUUACCCGCCCGUAACCCUGGGCAACGAGGCCCGUGACCACCGCCUGGCCUCGCUCACCCCGGGACGCCUGUACAAGAUCGUGGUGUCCACCUUCAGCGGACCCAACCAGAGACCGCAGUUCAUCGAGGGCAGGACAGUCCCCAGCCAGGUGAGGAACCUCCAUGCCCGGCCAGGGGACCAGGCUGCCAGUCUGAGGGUGUUCUGGACCCCUGGUGAUGGGGACGUGGACAUGUACACCGUGUCCCUAUCCCAGGGAGGACACCUUCUGGAGACCAGACCUGUCCCCAAACACGUCACUGAGCUGGACUUUCAGGGUCUGGUACCAGGACAGCUGUACGGGGUCGAGGUUCAGUCCCUGAGUGGAAUACUGGUCAAUCAUUCAACUACUACUGGACGAACAGUCCCCUCCACAGUGACAGCGCUCCAGGCAGACAGUGACCACACCACCCACAGUCUAACAGUGACCUGGGAGACUCCAGUGGGAGUGUACGAGGGUUAUAAGAUCCAGCUCCUGGAUGAUGGACGUGACCUAGUCUCUAAUAUUUCCAUGCCCCAGGGCUCCACCAAGCACCUCUUCGACCAGCUGACCCCUGGGAAGUGGUACCGGGUUCGGGUCGUAUCUGUCAGUGGAGGGAUCUAUGGCAAGGAGGCCGUGACUGAGGGACAGACACGUCCAGCUGCAGUCAACGGUCUGACCGUGAUGACUGCCAACACCAGCGGUCUGAGUUUCAUCUGGCGCCCGUCCGAGGGCUACGUGGACGGUUACGACCUGUUCCUGUAUAACGUUGACGAGACGUUGCGUGGCCGUCAGACCGUGGAGGCCGGGACCCAGACGUGCUCCUUCUCUGGUCUGGUCCCAGGGACGCUGUACAAGAUGGAGGUGGUGAGCAGGAGCAGAGGAAUGAGCAGUGACUCAUCUAUCCUAGCACGGACAGUCCCAGCCCCAGUGCGCUCUCUCCACGUCCAGGGUGGUAAGCGCACUGAUCGUCUCUCCGUCAGCUGGCUGCCUGGGGCAGGGGAGUGGAGUGGGUACCAAGUGGUCCUGUACGGUGGCCUGGAGGGCUCAACCACUACCCUGGCAGCCCAGGAGCUGGGCAUGGAGCAGAGAGAACACCUGUUCCAGGGACUGGUACCUGGCCGUGUGUACCGGGCUGAGGUGGUCACACACAGUGGAGAGCUGACUAAUACUGCGUCUGCAAAGGGAAGAACGGCCCCAGAGCCUCCCUCCAUGGUAUCCUUCAGAGACAUCAGUGCUAACAGCUCUGUAGAACUGACCUGGGAUGGUCCCGCUUCUGGUGACUACGACACCUUUGACCUCCAAUGGGCUCCCAGAGAUUCCCUGUCAAUCACAGCGCCUCAGCCAACCAGCCGCAUCCUGGAUGGGAUGUUCCCGGGACGACUGUACAACUUCACCAUCCGCACUGUCAGUGGGGGAGGAGCCAAGGGAGGGCCUAUCGCCAACAGCCAGCCAAUCCAGAGGAGCCUCAGAACAAACCCAUCCAGACUGCGGAACAUGCAUUGCUUCCCCCAGAGUUCCUCAUCCAUCUCCUGUUCCUGGACCUUCCCUGACUCACACUGGGACUCCUAUACCGUGGAGGUGCGUCAGCAGGACAGCUGGGAGCUGGUGUACGCCCUGCGUCUGGCCCGGGAUAGUACCUUACUGAGCCUGGAGAACCUACAGCCUUACAGGAGCUACAACGUGGCUGUCAGAGUGGCCUCCGCUGGACUCAGCAGCCCCGCCGUGGAGGAGAACGUGGUCACCAUGAUCGACCGUGAGUAACUACCUGUACCGGCUGACAACCGGAGUUCUAUCAUAGACCCCAUCCAAGAGUUUCUCUGCUGUAAGAUCCAGACCCACAAUCACCAUGACAACAAACCAAUUCACCACACAGAACCACCACACCAGAUGACACAAAAACAACAUCCGAGUGACACAAUGGUUGGUGGGAUUUAGCUGUCCCAACACGCACUCACUGCUGACAUGUGACCUGUUACAUGACAUGUUAAAUGACCUGUUAAAUGACCUUCUAAAUGACCUGUUAAAUGACCUGUUAAAUGACCUGCUAAAUGACCUGUUAAAUGACCUGUUAAAUGACCUGUUAAAUGACCUGUUAAAUGACCUGCUAAAUGACCUGUUAAAUGACCUGCUAAAUGACCUGUUAAAUGACCUGUUAAAUGACCUGAUAAAUUACCUUCUAAAUGA